CCGGUAGCUCCAGUGCGCGUGCGCGGCGGUGGCGGCGGGUUGGACGGUCAUUUUUCGUUCGCCUCGGUGGCUAGCGGGCCCAGGCCGCUCCCUCGCCGCUCGCCCGGCUUUGGGGACCCCCCCCCGUAGCCCCCCAACAUGGUGGACCGCGAGCAACUGGUGCAGAAGGCCCGGCUGGCCGAGCAGGCGGAGCGCUACGACGACAUGGCCGCCGCCAUGAAGAACGUGACGGAGCUGAACGAGCCUCUGUCGAAUGAAGAGCGGAACCUCCUGUCCGUGGCCUACAAGAACGUAGUCGGGGCCCGGCGCUCCUCCUGGCGGGUCAUCAGCAGCAUCGAGCAGAAGACCUCGGCCGACGGCAACGAGAAGAAGAUCGAGAUGGUGCGGGCCUACCGGGAGAAGAUCGAGAAGGAGCUGGAGGCGGUGUGCCAGGACGUCCUGAGCCUCCUGGACCACUACCUGAUCAAGAACUGCAGCGAGACGCAGUACGAGAGCAAGGUGUUCUACCUGAAGAUGAAGGGGGACUAUUACCGCUACCUGGCGGAGGUGGCCACGGGGGAGAAGCGGGCCGCGGUGGUGGAGUCGUCGGAGAAGGCCUACAGCGAGGCCCACGAGAUCAGCAAGGAGCACAUGCAGCCCACCCACCCCAUCCGGCUAGGCCUGGCCCUCAACUAUUCCGUCUUCUACUACGAGAUCCAGAACGCCCCGGAGCAGGCCUGCCACCUGGCCAAGACGGCCUUCGACGACGCCAUCGCCGAGCUGGACACCCUCAACGAAGACUCCUACAAGGACUCCACCCUCAUCAUGCAGCUGCUCCGCGACAACCUCACGCUCUGGACGAGCGACCAGCAGGACGACGACGGGGGCGAGGGCAACAACUAAGGCGCCCCCCCCGCCCCCGCCGCCCCCC
Tachyglossus aculeatus (Australian echidna) is the source of this 910-nucleotide messenger RNA. RefSeq names its product tyrosine 3-monooxygenase/tryptophan 5-monooxygenase activation protein gamma (gene YWHAG). The record is from RefSeq and is a predicted model, not a curated record. The coding region runs from base 139 to 882 and encodes 247 amino acids. Lineage: Eukaryota; Metazoa; Chordata; Mammalia; Monotremata; Tachyglossidae. Gene Ontology annotation, cellular component: cytoplasm. Gene Ontology annotation, biological process: signal transduction. Gene Ontology annotation, molecular function: protein kinase C binding. The transcript is spliced from 2 exons.